GUGAGACCCGAGAAAUCGUGGUGUAAGCAGGCUUCUUUCCUUUCCCGGAUAAGCUAAUUUCUAGUUACUUAACAUACUAAUUUUAAAGUAACUCAAAGGUGUUUGCAUAUUCAGUCCAUCCAUUAGUGAUUCCUCAAAGGGCACUGUUGUUCAAAGGGUCUCUGAAAGAUGAACUUGGCUGAAAUUUGUGACAAUGCAAAGAAAGGAAGAGAAUAUGCUCUUCUGGGAAAUUAUGACUCAUCAAUGGUGUAUUACCAGGGAGUGAUACAACAGAUUCAGAGACAUUGCCAGUCAGUGAGAGAUCCAGCUAUCAAAGGCAAAUGGCAUCAGGUUCGGCAGGAAUUAUUAGAAGAAUAUGAACAAGUUAAAAGUAUAGUCAGCACUUUAGAAAGUUUUAAAAUUGACAAGCCUCCAGAUUUCCCUGUAUCUUGUCAAGAAGAACCAUUUAGAGAUCCUGCUGUUUGGCCGCCACCUGUUCCUGCAGAACACAGAGCUCCACCUCAAGUCAGGCGUCCCAAUCGAGAAGUAAGACCUCUAAGGAAAGAAAUGGCAGGAAUAGGAGCGCGGGGACCUGUAGGCCGAGCACAUCCAAUAUCGAAGAAUGAAAAACCUUCCACAAGUAGGGACAAGGAUUAUAGAACAAGAGGGAGAGAUGACAAGGGAAGGAAAAAUAUGCAAGAUGGUGUAAGUGAUGGGGAAAUUCCAAAAUUUGAUGGUGCUGGAUAUGAUAAGGAUCUGGUGGAAGCUCUUGAGAGAGACAUUGUAUCCAGGAAUCCUAGCAUUCACUGGGAUGACAUAGCAGAUCUGGAAGAAGCUAAGAAGUUGCUAAGGGAAGCUGUUGUCCUUCCAAUGUGGAUGCCUGACUUUUUCAAAGGGAUUAGAAGACCAUGGAAGGGUGUGCUGAUGGUUGGACCCCCAGGCACUGGUAAGACUAUGCUAGCUAAAGCUGUUGCCACUGAAUGUGGUACAACAUUCUUCAAUGUUUCCUCUUCCACACUGACAUCUAAAUAUAGAGGUGAAUCUGAGAAGUUAGUUCGGCUGUUGUUUGAAAUGGCUAGGUUUUAUGCCCCUACCACAAUCUUCAUUGAUGAAAUAGAUUCCAUCUGUAGUCGAAGAGGAACCUCUGAUGAACAUGAGGCAAGUCGCAGAGUCAAGUCUGAGCUCCUCAUUCAGAUGGAUGGAGUUGGAGGAACUUUAGAAAAUGACGAUCCUUCCAAAAUGGUUAUGGUAUUGGCUGCUACUAAUUUCCCCUGGGACAUUGAUGAAGCUUUGAGAAGGAGAUUAGAAAAAAGGAUAUACAUACCUCUCCCAACAGCAAAAGGAAGAGCUGAACUUCUGAAGAUUAAUCUUCGUGAAGUCGAGUUAGAUCCUGAUAUUCAACUGGAAGACAUAGCAGAGAAGAUUGAGGGCUAUUCUGGUGCUGAUAUAACUAAUGUUUGCAGGGAUGCGUCUUUAAUGGCAAUGAGGCGGCGUAUCAAUGGCUUAAGUCCAGAAGAGAUCCGUGCCCUUUCUAAGGAGGAACUUCAGAUGCCUGUUACCAGAGGAGACUUUGAGUUGGCUCUUAAAAAAAUUGCUAAGUCUGUCUCUGCUGCAGACUUGGAGAAAUAUGAAAAAUGGAUGGUUGAAUUUGGAUCUGCCUGAGUUUUUUGUUAGUGCUUUCAGUUUUGGCAUUUUUGUUUAUAAAAUGUAAGGAAAUUCCUGAAAUUUUUUUAAAACAGGUUUGGAAUUUUUCAUUGGAAAUAUUGAAAAAAAAACACAAAGAAAAAUCUAAAACUACAAUAAAGCUAAAUAUAUAUGAGAAAUGAAAAAGGCUUAUGUAGAGUCUGGGUAGGCAUGGUAGUGUGUGCUUGUAAUUCCAUCUACACAGAUUGGAAGCCAGCCUUGGAUACAUAGUGAGACUAUCUCCAAAAACGUGAAAAGCCCUGAUAGUCUGGUGGUCAUCCUCUUCUUCCAUAUACUCAUGCAUCAGUACUGUAUACUCAAAGCAGUAUAGCAGGGAGGCUUAAGAACCUAGCAGUAUACUAUUUUAGAAACUUGUUUACAAAAGAUUUAGAUGAAUCUGUUUCUCACUUGAAUUUGUUGGCUUUUGUUUGUGUUUUCAAUUCUUUGCUCUGUGAACAUGAGGUCCCUAUGUGUGUUGGUCUUCAACAGCAGACCUGGGUUUGUGUCAAAUUGAUUAAUGGUUAUGAAAAGAAUGACUAAGUUUUGGAGAAAAUAACAAAUUUGCUACUUAAAGCUUUGUAAUUCAAUUCUUACUGAGUCUAACAUAUGGGUAAAAUAGUUACUCUUCCCUUCCUCAUCAUUUCUUCUAUUAGCUAUUUUAUUAUUUCUUCAAGAUUGCAUUAGAAAUUCUUCUUUAUUAUAGACUUCUAAAUCUACUUUCAUUUUUCUUUCAAUAUGCUCGAACAGAUACAGCCAUUAAAUUUUUCAGCUCCAACAUUGAUUUUUGUUGAAUGCAACUUUAUCAUUGGAUACAUACUUCGUCAUUGUAAACAAGUUCACCUUCUGUGGCUAAUGCAAAACAAAAUCUUUAUAGUUUUCCGAACAGCCUAUUUAAUAGAAAUUUGAAAAUUUUUAGCAUUUGUAUACACAGUAAGAUUAAAAUAGAAAUGUGAUGUACUUAGUUCAGCAUGAAUUAGGCAGUAGAAAGGACCCAGGAAAGGUAAAUAGCAUGUAUCUAAUCACAAAUCCUGACACUUUAUAAUUAAAUAUAUUUAUCCUAUUUGAAUUAUUAGGCAUUCUGAGCUUUAAUGAUCAGGUUUUUAAAAAUUUGUAUUUAUUGGCAUCCUGAAUUCUCAAUUUUGGAUAAAAUCAACUAGUUUAAAACUAAAAAAAUACAGCUAAAUAAUACAGCUUAUUCUAUUAAGUAAUGCAGCUUAUUAAAUAAUACGGUCUUUUAGAAUCUUGCUCAAGAGAUUUAAUUAUUUUUCUUUUCUUAUUAAGAUCUGUAGUUGCCUUAUGUUCUUCUCAGAUAAUGUAAUUCUAACUCCAGUAUUCAUCUAAUGCUAUAAAUUGCCCUUUUUCCUUUGAGAGAUUGUAAGACCAGAUUACAAGGCAUCAUGAUUUUAUUGUAAUUGAACUAAUUCAUCUUAGAGAAUUGAAAUGAGCAAAGUUUGUUUAUUCAUAAACUUUUUAAAUAAGUAUUCCCACUAAAGUUAUCUUCAAACUCUUGCCAUCUAGUAAUGUAUUUUUCCCCCAGAUUCUUAGGGAUAAUCAUUAAAGCAUUAGUGUUCGAUUGUUAAAACUUUUCUGUAAUAUUUCAGUUGAUUAGUAGGACUUUUUAAAGUUUUACAAUAUUUAUUUUUGCAUCCAUUCAAUUUUUUUUCUGACUUCUUCAUGGAUAAUGACAUGGUAAUUAUGAUUCUUUCAUUACCAGUUAAGCAGUAUUUGAGAACUCAGGUUUCCUGGAAGCUUAUCAUUACUCUCAUAAGUUAAUCACAUGUGCUUUUUUAUUUCCUUCAUUUCUCAUUUUGUUCUGUCAGUGGAUAGUGAACGCUUUGUAUACCAUAAACCUCCUAAAGAAACUUGAAGAGAUUCCUCAGGUGUUCAUUCUAUCUAAUGUUUAGUAUAUAGCUGUCUUUAUUGCAAAAGACAGUGAGUUGUUUUACCUAGAAUGAGAUAGAAUUAUUUUGUGGUUUUUGUUUUUUUGGAGAGUUUUGUUUUUUUACACUGGAAAAGCAGAUGGAUUAACAAUGUAGAAAUAUUUGGUUCCUUUACUCUGAAAACAUGACUAUUUUGACUUUUAUAGCACAGUGAUUUUCAGAUUAAGUUGUAAGUUGUAUGUGAUUCUUCUUUGCAACUAUCUGAUCAGACAGUCUCUUCACGGACAGACCUGUGGUUCCUUACUGUGUGCAAGAUAUUGGUGAGAGGAGCUGAGUUCCAGUUGGACACUUUGUGUGAUUAUUCUGUGUAACUUCUGGCUUCUGCUGCCAGAUCAAGAGUUUAGGUCAUAUGUAGAGAAGGAUAGGAAUAUGUGUGUGUUGGAAAGAUGAUAGGAAAAGUUUUCUGCAGCUCUUUUCUACUCUUUAGUUUUUAAAUUAAAACAUAUCUAUUUGGUUGAAAAAUAUAAAGCUAUUAUAGAUCUGUUUUAAUGAAGCAAUUUUUAUCAUUUUCCACACCAUAACUACCCCUGUAAUUAUGCUACACAUGUAUACAGGUCCUUUUUAAAAAAAUUAAUAUUGGUGAAAUACACCAAUAAUGAGACAAAUGGAUCUUUAAUGGAGGCUACAACCUUUUAGUCAUCCAAGUAGAAAACAAGAUAGCAUGAUAGCCUUUAUCUUCUCAGUAGCCAUGUAGCCAUUCCAGAAUGACCAAAACCUACUUUAGGCUGUGACACCUGUCUGCAGUAACAUCAAGGCACUAUAGAAGGGGAAACAUACCAUGGGCUAAUUGUAUAGUUAGGGCUUGCUUUGAGCUCCUGAUAUUGCAGCUGUUGUGUUGUGAUAUUUGACUCUCAAAGAUCUCAAAAGAGAGACUGAAAUCACCAUACAAAAAGUAAGCAAGUUGCCAGGGAUUUAGCUCAGUGGUUCCGCCACCUGCCUCACAAGCACAAGGUCCCGAGUUCGAUCUCCGGUACCAAAAAAACAAAACAAAACAAACAGUAAGCAAGCAGGUUAUCUGGUGAAUCUCAUAUAACCACUACACUGAUACCUCAGCGAAGAGUGUGUGUAUACAACCCAAAUUCACUCUUUCACUUUGCUGUAUGUAGCUUGACUUUGUUGGGCAUGAAAUUCUUGAGUUCAUUUGACUUAACUUUCUUGAAGGUAAGUUUCUGUAUAUUCUGAAUCUGUGUUAAGAAUCAUAAAACAAUAGCUAGUUGACAUAGUUACUUAUCUCAUUUCCUUCUCCCCAAAACUUGAGAUAAAGUGAAGAACGAGGCAAGUUAGUUCAUGUUUUGAGUGGGCUUUGGCUCUUUCAGUGUUACCUUGGUUAUUGAGUCUUCUUUUUGCAUAGAUUCCCACUCAUCUUUUUAAAUUCUUAACUACACAUCACCAUAGGGCAUGUUUUGUAUGUUAGAAAUGAAAUGUUAAGGAUAUAUGCUGGCCUUUCCCAGGAAAGACCCAUUUGUUUGAAGAAAAAAAAAAUCAUUAACGAUUUUUUUUUGUAUCUUUGUUAGUUGCUUAACUGUUUUGGUUGUGUAGUAGUUUUACAUACCACUUAAUUUGUGAUGCACAUAAUAUUUAUGUGAAUCCAGGAAUCUGUCACACAGAAAAAAGUCGGAAGAAUUACAGUUAGAGGAUAUGUUAGGGGGAUAAAAAAAUACCUCAAGUGUUUUCCUCUCCUCUCCUCUCCACUAACUAUUUUUUGUAGGAAGAGCUAGAAAGUCUGUUGUUAUUGCUGUAAGUUUGCUUAUUUAUGCUGUUAAAGUAGGCUUUUCAUAUUUAUUUAUUUAUUUUGGACAUUUGUUUUUCAUAUUGUCUCAAUGUGGAAACUACGAGUAUUUAAAGGUCAAAUCUGUUCAAUAAUGGAUA
This is a messenger RNA of Heterocephalus glaber (naked mole-rat), 5471 nucleotides long. RefSeq names its product katanin catalytic subunit A1 like 1 (gene Katnal1). Lineage: Eukaryota; Metazoa; Chordata; Mammalia; Rodentia; Bathyergidae. The record is from RefSeq and is a predicted model, not a curated record. Gene Ontology annotation, biological process: microtubule severing. Gene Ontology annotation, molecular function: ATP binding; microtubule binding; ATP hydrolysis activity. Gene Ontology annotation, cellular component: microtubule cytoskeleton; microtubule.